Clonostachys solani is the source of this 375-nucleotide messenger RNA. NCBI's taxonomy places the organism in Eukaryota, Fungi, Ascomycota, Sordariomycetes, Hypocreales, Bionectriaceae. The record is from the annotation of a GenBank genome assembly.
AUGUCUGACGCUGACUAUGUCGUUUACGUCUGUCCCGAGGACAAACUCCCAGCCCCUCUGCCCACUUUGUCGCAGAUCGACGCGGCCAUUGAGGAGGAGGGUGCCGAGAUCCUCUACCAAAACAUUGGCUAUGGCUGUACCCUGUUUCGAUACAGCCCCGAGUUCCUUAGGAUCCGCCUGGGCUACCAGCUUAUCGGGGGAAUUCGCCCCUCGACUCGAAUCUUCGGCAUGUUCCAGACCUUGCGCCUCAAUUACCUCUUCAGUUAUGUGAUCCUCGAUGACAAAAUCGACGACGAAUUCAGGAAGGAAACAGAGGAAGAAGGUUGUGAGGAUGCCGACGGCGACGAACCUCAACCAGCACAACCUUCCACAUGA